CACCCUUUUAGAUUAGAAGCGGAAACUUCCUUUUCCCUUUUCCAGUUCCAUUUUGUUUUAGUAUUCUCUACGAACCCUACUACUGUAACUUUUAACUUCCCAUAGAAGUUUUCAUGCUUCCAAAAUCUCAGUUUUCAAACAAAAUUCUCUGUUUCGGCACUCUUGUUGACUGCUAUUAUACUCUAAAUUCUGACUUCCCCCCCUCCCCCUCUCUGUACUGUAUUAACUGUUAAAUAUUUGUCUUUUUUUGGUUUGUAUGUAUGUUGGUGAAGCAAUAUGGGUGUACUGGAAAAGAUAUCGGAAGCAUUGCAUAACAACGAGGAGAAAACGGUGGAGUUAAGGCAAAAAAUAUUUAAUUUAGUUUCAGAAUGGGGAACUUUUGAGAAGGACUUAGAAUUGUCCAGCAACUGUUUGAAGGAAUGCUUCAAUGAGAUGGAAUCAUCGGAGAUGCAUUUAGGAUCAGUUCAAGAAUCAGCGGCGGAGAGCUUGAAGGAACUCAAUGCUAUUAGGGAAUCAGUUGAACGAAAACGCGAAGAAGUUGAGAGGAAAGAGGAGGAAUUGGAAUCGAAGUGGAAGGAUUUGAGUUUGGCACGAAAAGGGUUUGCUGAGACUGUGAAGUUAAGGGAGGAGAAGCUGAAUGAUCAGGAGAAGGUGGUGGAAAGGCUUUGGGAUGAGGUUGAAUUCGAGCGGAAACAAACAGGCGAUGUGGAGGAAAAAUUAAUUGAAAUUAGGUUGAAAGAGAAGGAUUUGAAUAGGAUUCAGAGUUGGAUUCACCAUGAAACACAUGCUCUUGAGUUGAAAGAUCAAGAAUUGGCUGAAAGGAUGGAAGAAAUUCAAGUCAAGGAACAUAAUUUGCAGUUCAUGAAGAAGGAACUUGAGGAUAGAGAAAUGGGGUUGGAAUCUUUAAAUAAAGAGCUGGUGAUAAAGGAAUGUAAGUUGGAUAAUGUGAAGAAAGAACUGAGGGUGAAGGAGAAUAACUUGGAUUAUGUGAAAAAGGAACUAAGGGAGAAUGAAAAUAACUUGCAAUCUGUGAAAAAGGAACUAAGGGAGAAUGAAAAUAACUUGGAACCUCUGAAGAAGGCUCUUGCUGUUAAGGAAAGUAGGUUGGAUGGUGUGAUGAAAGAAGUAAGACUGAAGGAAAGUAAAUUGGAGAUAAUGAAGAAAGAACUUAGAGAAAAGGAAAAUAACUUGGAAUCUAUGAACAAGGAACUUGCUGUCAAGGAAAAUAGGUUGGAUAGUAUGCAGAAAGAAGUAAGAGGUGAGGAAAGUAAAUUGGAGAUUUUGAAGAAAGAACUUGGAGAAAAGGAAAAUAACGUGGAAUCUGUGAACAAGGAACUUGCUGUUAGGGAAAACAGGUUGGAAGGUGUGAAGAAAGUAUUAAGAGUGAAGGAAAGUAACUUAGACUAUUUGGAGAAGGAACUUAGAGAAAAUGAAAAAAAAUUGGUACAUGCAAAAAAGGAACUAAGGGAGAAGGAAACUAACUUGGAUUCUUUGAAGAAGGAACUUACUUAUAAGGAAAACAUGUUGGAUAGUAUGAAGAAAGAACUGCGAUUGAAGGGAAGUAACUUAGAUAUUGUGAUGAAGGAACUUAAAGAGAAGGAAAAAAAUUUAGAUUUUGUUAAAAAGGAUCUAAGGGAGGAGGAAAUUAAUGUGGAUGCGGUGAAGAAGGAACUUUCUGUCAAGGAAAAUAUGUUGGAUAAUAUGAAGAAAGAAUUGGGAUUGAAGGAAAGUAACUUAGAUAUUGUGAUGAAGGAACUUAAAGAAAAGGAAAAAAACUUGGAUUUUGUCAAAAAGGAGCUGAGGGAGAAGGAGAAUGAAUUCGAGUCAGUGAAGAAGGAAUUCAAAGCUGAAGCAGAUAACUUGAUUGCUCUUAGGAAGCAACUUGAAUCUAAGGAGGACUUCUUGUCCUCAAUGAAGAAGGAACUUGAGCACAAGGAGAAAUUUCAUGAUGUAAUGAAGAAGAAACUUGAACUCCACGAGGAACACUUGAAGUCAUUCAACGAGAGACUGAAUUUGAGGGAGAGAGAGCUUGAUUCAUUUCAAGAAGCAUAUAAGCAGCGGUUUGAAGAACUUAAUUCAAAGGAGAAGAAACUGGAUUCAGUAGAGGAAUUUGCAAAAAAAAAACUAUGAGGGCUUUCAAUCAGAAAAGAAAAUAUUCCUGGCAGAGCAGGGACUUUUUGAGCAACGCAUGAAAGAAGUUAUACUUAGAGAGGAAAGGGUUAAGGAUAGAUUAGAAGAGCUUGAAUCAAGGGAGAAACAUUUUGAGGAUAGGUGUAAAGAGCUCGGAGAGAAAGAGAAGCAGUUGAAUGCUAUUCCUAAUGCGCACAUAAAGUCAGAGCCUGCGGAAGAAGUAGCACUGGACAGGGUCAAUGCUAUUGUAGGUAAUUCUACUGUUACAAGUUUUGUUGUGAUAAUGGAUGGAAAGAGGUUGCAGAUAUUCUUAAAUGAGCAUGAGAAGGAGCUGGAUUUGAUGUCUGAUGAGGUUUUUAAGGCUCUUCAGAUGUCUCCUGACCCUGCACAACUGGUUCUUGAUGCAAUGGAAGGUUUCUAUCCUCCCCAUUUGAGAAAGGGAGAAACAGAGUUUGAGGGCAGUGUUGCCCGACGGAGCUGCAUUCUGCUGUUAGAGCAGUUAAUUAGGGUUUCACCAGAGAUUCGGGGUUUUGUGAGGAGAGUAGCAAGAAAUAUUGCAAGGGAUUGGAAGGUUAAGAUGAAGGUGACAAAAGGGAACCAAGACGAGAUCUUGGGGUUCUUGUAUCUUUUGGCUGCGUACAAUUUGGCUUCUUCCUUUAAGGUAGAUGAUCUUAUGAUCCUGCUGGAGAUUGUUGCUAAGCAUGACAAAUUUGCAGAAUUAUGUGGUUCUCUUGGUAUGAAACAGAACUUACCUGGUAAGUAUGUUGGUAUUUAACUAUUUACUAGCAUCCAUCUACCACUUCAAAGGACACAUCAGAAACGAUUCCUGCCAUAGUUUGCUAAUAUGCUUCCAGGCUCCAACACCAUAUGAUGCUGAAUUCACUUUAGUGCUCCAGUGACAUCGCUCAACCUGCUUUGCUUUGAUAAUUUCCUUCCAGCGUGCUCCUUGUUCAUCACCAUAUCUCCAUAGCCAUUUCAUAAGAAGGCUUUUAGGUUUCUUUGACAAGAGUAAGAAUCUAUUGGAAUCAAAACAUCACAAAGAUUGUGCUUGUGAAAAAGCUAUAGAAUUCGUGCAUCAGGUUGAUAAUGUCAUCUGCAUCUUGUACAAGGACCUGAUUACAUAAAAAUUACAACAACAACAUACCCAGUGUAGUCCCACAAGUAGGCUUUGGGGAGGAUCGAGUGUAUGCAUACCUUACCCCUCCUUUAAGAAGGCAUAAAAGCUGUUUCCGGUAGCCCCUCAGCUCAGUAAGGGAAAGGGGAGAGGCAAAAUAAGCAAAUCGAUCUGACAACCGAAGCGAAAAUUCAAAACUAGCACUAGGUAAUGCAAGUAGAAAACCGAAGCAAAAAA
Messenger RNA from Nicotiana tabacum (common tobacco), 3481 nucleotides. Lineage: Eukaryota; Viridiplantae; Streptophyta; Magnoliopsida; Solanales; Solanaceae. The record is from RefSeq and is a predicted model, not a curated record.